This is a messenger RNA of Penicillium odoratum, 1515 nucleotides long. Its product is annotated as cytochrome P450. Bases 1 to 1515 code for a protein of 504 amino acids. The record is from RefSeq and is a predicted model, not a curated record. The transcript has 9 exons. Gene Ontology annotation, molecular function: iron ion binding; monooxygenase activity; oxidoreductase activity, acting on paired donors, with incorporation or reduction of molecular oxygen. Lineage: Eukaryota; Fungi; Ascomycota; Eurotiomycetes; Eurotiales; Aspergillaceae.
AUGACAUCAACUUUGAUAACAUCAGGACUAGUAGGGACCGUCCUGCAACACCCUUGGAGUUGGUUGAUCAGUGCCCUCCUAGGCGGGUUUAUCAUCUGCAUUUUUAAACGCCGAUAUUUAAGCCCUUUGAGUGGUAUUCCUGGUCCUCUCCUGGCCUCGGUAUCUCAAUUAUGGAUGGCAAAAGAAUCUUACGGGGACUCAUUCCACCGCACCAAUAUUGCACUCCACGAGAAAUAUGGCAAAUUGGUGCGAAUUGGACCCAAUGAAGUGAGCGUUGCCGAUCUCGGUCUAGUCAGGAAGAUGUUUGCUGCUGGAAACAAAUACGCCAAAUCGUCAUACUAUGACUCGUGGAAAGGAAAACGCAAGUUUGAUCUCUUCGGCGAGCGAGAUGAAAAGGCACAUAGCUCUAUGAGACGUCUUGUUAGCCGAGUCUACUCAAUGGACUCCAUGCGGGACCUCGAGGUCUAUGCGGAAAGAACAGUGAACAAGUUCGUGACUCGUCUGGAUGAAAUGCAAGGCCAAACACUCGAUAUGAGUGUGUGGUUUCAAUUGUUUGCAUUCGAUACAAUUGGUGAACUCACUUUCUCUCACCCAUAUGGAUUUUUGGAUACGGGUAAAGAUGAUGGCACACUGGCUUCGGUUUGCCAGGCUCUUUGGUCGUUGUCGUGGACAUCCUUUGCACAAUGGAUCAUCCCACUAGAUGAUUUCGUUACGCCCAUCUUUGGCCCUCAACUUUCCAUGCAUAUGAGAAAUGGAAAAUUUGCCCAGUUUGCCAUGCGAGAGUUGCGUGAACGUGAGAAGAGACCGGAUAACCACAAAGACAUGCUGACAAAGCUCUUCGAGGCUCGCAAGGACAAACCAGAUCUCAACGAUGCAGCUAUCCAAGGCAUCAUGAACUCAAAUGUCUUUGCAGGCUCUGAUACAACGGCUAUUGCGCUCCGUGGAGUGUUCUACAACAUUCUCAAACACCCACAGGUUAAAGAGAAAUUUUUGAACGAGCUGUGGCAGCGCCGGAGCAGUGGGGAGCUUAGCGAACCCAUUAAGUUCCAUGAGACUGAAAAAUGGCCUUAUCUUCAGGCACUUAUAUAUGAGGCCCUUCGUUUGCAUCCUGUGACAGGAAUGGGGUUUUCACGAAUUGUACCACAGCCUGGUGUGGAAGUCGAUGGUCAUUUCUUGCCAGCAGGGACAGCUGUGGCCCCGAAUGCUUGGGUGAUUCACCGGAAUAAAGAAGUUUAUGGUGAUGACGUUGAGGUGUAUCGACCAGAACGCUGGCUUGAUGAAUCUAAGAAGAGUGACAUGCAGAGAUUCUUCCUGGCCUUUGGUGGAGGCACUCGGACAUGCAUCGGUAGAAACAUCAGCUGGAUGGAAAUUUCUAAAAUCAUCCCAACCUUGUUCUUGAAUUUUGAUUUUGCACUUGUGCGUCCUGAUCGCCCUUUGAAGGAAGUUUGCGCUGGUCUUGUUGUACAAGAGGGUCUUUUAGUCACCUAUAAGAGACAAACGCGGGCGUUUGAAUGA